AUCCUGACCACACCCCACGCAACCUAAUUGUCCCCUCCUACUUUCCCCAAAUUACCCUUCUCUUCGCUACCAAACAAACAUCUCUAAUUUAAGACAAAAAUGUCAAAUCAUACCUCAAAUCUAAAGUGAGAGACAUACACAGAGAAUACUGAAGGAGAAGAAGAAUACCUUCAAAUAUGGAUCACAUCUCCCCAAAAAACUUUUCCUCAUUUCACCUUUACUCACUUUUCCUUAAUCCCUAAGGCUUCUCUCCCUUCUUCAAUUCAAUUCAAUCCUUAGAUUUCAACUUCUUCUUCCUCUUCCCCAACCUGCAAGAACAAACAGCCAUGGCGGACGCAGUGUUCAAAUCAAAGUCCGGCGACGACAAUGCAAAUCAGAGUAGCAGUAAGUUCUUGCGCCACUUCCUCUACAAAGCCGCCAUCAUCACACUCUUCCUAGUUUUGCUCCCAAUCUUCCCUUCAAUCGCUCCUGAAUUCCUUAACCAGACUCUCCAUGCCAGGAGCUGGGAGCUUCUCCAUCUCAUAUUCGUCGGCAUAGCCGUCUCCUAUGGCCUAUUCAGCAAGAAAAACGAUGAUCUCCAUAAGGAUCAUUAUUACGCUUCUAAGCUUGAUAAUGCCCAAUCCUACGUCUCUAAAUUGCUCCACGUUUCAUCUGUUUUCGACGAUGAUUCCGAUCACAACGUCGCCGCCGGAGAUGACAGUAAGGUUCAGACGUGGAGCUCGCAGUAUUUCCGGGGAGAACCGCCGGUGCUCGUGGUGGCGGCGGCGGCGGCGGCAAAGGAAAACGACGCCGUUUCGGAACUCGGCCACAACAAGCCUCUGCUUCUCCCCGUCAGGAGUUUGAAACAACAGGCGAAUGAAGAAGGAGCUAAAUCCGAUUCGAGGAUUAGAACUGGUUUCGGUUCGAAUUCGGCUUCUAGAAGAUUUGUUAGGAGUUCGAGGAGGUUGAAGACGGCGGAGGACGGCGGAGCGGUUAGUACGGUCGAGAAGAUGGAAGAUGUCUCGGCGGAGGACAACGUCGUCCUCCGAUCGCCGAUUCCAUGGCGAUCCAGGUCGGGAAGGAUGGAGGUGAAGCAGAACGACGAGGAGGAUGGAGAUGGAGGCGGCUAUCUCGUUCCGCCAUUAAUGGAGGAGCAGGAAGCGAGCAGGAUUGAAUCGAGGUCUUUCAAAAGCACUAAACCUAACAAACCUUCAACAUCGUCGCCAUUUUCAUCCGAACCAAGCGGCGAAGAUGUGGCAAGGAAGAAGGCGUUUCUCUCGCCGCCGCCACCGCCUCCUCCUCCGCCGCCUGCACCGAGAAAACCGGUGCUGUUGAAAUCAAACUCAAGCGCCGCCGCCGCCGCUGUUGCCGUCGCAGCAGCGCCUAAGAAGGCGUUGAGGCGAAGCGUUAGGAGCGUACCAACAGAGGAGGCUGAAAUUGCCGACGGAAUAUCGCCGUCGUCGGGGAGAUCGGUUAGGACUUUCAGAGGUCAUGAGACGGCGAUGGAGACCUCGCCGGAGAAGGCGGUUAAGAAGCCGGCGUACUCCAACAAGGCGAAGAUCCAGCAAGAAUUGGCCGAGAAGGUUAUACUAGAGAGCAGCAGCGACGACGACGAAGAAGAAGAGGAGCCGCCGCCGGUGGUGGUGGCGGAGGAAGGAGGCGGAAGGAUAAGCAAUGGCGGUGGAGCUGCAAUCGGCGAUGAGAAUGAAGAUUGUGUGAAUGAAUUAGGACGAGAUGUUGACAAGAAGGCGGACGAAUUUAUAGCCAAGUUCCGUGAGCAGAUACGGCUGCAGAGGAUCGAGUCCAUCCGACGGUCGACGGCGCAGCGCGCCGGAAGAACCUUCAGAUGAAGGAAGAAGAUGCAAUAUAUUGCAGAGCUCAUUUUUUAGCCUUCUCUAGGCAGUUAUGCACAAAUUUAAGUGUUUUUUAAGCUCCCAAACUAUGGGUGGGAAGAGAUGUAGUUUACAGUUACAGUUAUAGAUUAAGGAAGUUAUAGAAGAUGAUGAUGUUGUCGGUCCUCUUAUUAUGGACUUUAUAUUUCUAAUUUAAAUUGGACUUCAUUUUAUUUGAUGUUAUAAAGAUCAAUAUGGGCUUAUAUAUAAAAGCCCAGUUGUGUAA
This is a messenger RNA of Andrographis paniculata, 2097 nucleotides long. RefSeq lists its product as uncharacterized. Bases 327 to 1829 code for a protein of 500 amino acids. Lineage: Eukaryota; Viridiplantae; Streptophyta; Magnoliopsida; Lamiales; Acanthaceae. The transcript has a single exon. The record is from RefSeq and is a predicted model, not a curated record.